This is a messenger RNA of Petromyzon marinus (sea lamprey), 2550 nucleotides long. It is a transcript of the gene DCST1, whose product is annotated as DC-STAMP domain containing 1. Gene Ontology annotation, cellular component: membrane. Lineage: Eukaryota; Metazoa; Chordata; Hyperoartia; Petromyzontiformes; Petromyzontidae. The record is from RefSeq and is a predicted model, not a curated record.
CCCUCCUGGCCCCCCUCCUGGCCCCCCUCCUGCCCCCCCUCCUGCCCCCCUCCAGGCCCCCCUCGCGCUCAACUUCGUGGCCCCCGCGGCGCGCGCAAGAAACCAGCCCGGACAGGACUGCAGCUGCUGAUGGAGUCUGCACUGCCAGGGUUCGUCUCGCGCUAUCUGCUGAGUCCGCCGUGGCAGCACCGCAUGCUGAAGAUCCUCAUCAAUGGGAUUUUGGGGAUUCUCAUCGGACAGGCUUGCUACUACGUGACCCUGGACUGGACCGGCAUGCAAGCCGCCUACAAAUUGCUGGUGCUCGUGUUUCUUACCGUUUUCUUCGGCUUUGGCUGGGCCUUCUCGCGGCACGUGCGCUGCAGCACGGUGCUCAUGGCACCCUGCGUCUGCAGUAACGUGGGCUGCUCCGUCAUCAUGGCCAUUGCCGCUAGCCUGCUCUUCACCGGGCCCAUGACGAACAUGAUGCUGAACGCCAAGGAGAGCGGACAGUCACUCGCCUGUCUAGGCCAGCAGCAGAUCGAGCACGCCAAGGUCAUCGUCAUGAUCGCGGCGGCGCCCGUCCGGACCCUCUUCGACAAACUCAUAGCCGCCUCCAAGGACCUCGAGAAGAGCAGCGACGAGGCCAAGGAGCUCUUCCAGCUCAUCAAACAGGAGGUGCUCGGUGGCAAGAGCUCGGACGGUGGAGGCAAAACGAAGAGAGACGCCGCCCAGCAACAGCAGCAGGAGGACGGCCAGCAGCUGCAGCCGCAGCCGCAGCAGCAGCAGCAGGACAGACGGCAGCAGCAGCAAGAAAUUGAGGCGAAAUACAUCAGCAGGGUUCGCUUUCGGUGCUGGGACGUGUUUGAGAAGGGCGUGGAAAAAUGCAGGGAGAUGUUUACGCGGAAGUGGGACGAGUGCUUGGACACGAUCGUGGUUCCCCUCAUCAACCACAUCCUGUGUCUCCCGCUCAAGUUUGACUUCCUGUGCCCCAUCAUACACGUUUUCGAUGGGUGGUGCGAGACAAACAUCCCCAUGUUGAAAGAUUUCGGCGAUGUCUACGACAGGAUUCAGCAAUCCAUUGCGCAGCUGAAGGAGCAGUUCAUGAUGAAUCCGCAAGUCGAGUACACACAGCAGCCGAUGUCGGUGGAUGAGGACGCGGUGAAGGGCAUGCUGACCAACAUCCGCAGCAGCAUCAACAGCCAGGUGUCCAAGGUCAUGGCCUUCGUCAAGGUCUUGCAGAUGCUGCUGGGGCUCGUCGGCGUCGUCCUCUACAGCGCGUGUUCGGGCUACGUGAACAAAUACAACGGGGACGUUGUCCACGACAAUAUGUACCUGACGCGCUACUUCAGAAUCAUCGACGCCAGGAGACGCGCCAAGAAACAGCAGACGCUUCUCCCUCCCAAGCGGGCCGAGGUGGUCAAGUAUGUCAACCCGUGCAGCCUGAGGAUGAGCGAGGAUGAGCAGAAGUCGUUUUAUUUCAUGGCCGUGAUCCUGGGCGUCCAGAUUCUAAUGAUGGUCUUCCUCCUGAUCGUCGACUGGUGCAUCGUGGUGUUCAUCAACAUCUUUGCCAAACACAGCAAAGUCGAGUACAACAUCAAAGGCGUCCACGAGCUGAGGGUCGACGUCAACGGCAAAUCGAUGUUGGCCAACGUGCUGAGGAUACUGAUGCGGGCGCUCGAAACGAACCACACAGUCAACGCGGUCUCCGAUAACUACGAGUGCCUCCCGCAGUCCAAGGCCAUGAGCUGGAAGAUGUACGGCCUCAUCCUCGGCAUCUACAGUGCGCUCGUGUUCAUCAUGGUCAGCCAGGGCUACGUACUGCGGCUCAGGAGGGUUAUCUGUGCCUUCUUCUACCCCAAGAGAGAGAAGACGCGAGUCGUUCACCUCUACAACGACUACUUGCGCCGACGGAAGGGCUUCUUGAAAUUCGCCAAGAAGUUGAUCGCCGCGAAGGCGAAGCAGCGCGUUAGGCCAGCGUUCUCCAUCGUGAAGAUGCUGGCGAGGAAGUGGCCCAAGUUCUUCGGCUGGCUGUCGCACUUCGUCUCGCGCGCCUGCGUCGUGUGCGGCCAAACGAACCCCGGUGAGCCCUUCUCCUGCCCCAACACAAAGUGCCGCUCGCUCUACUGCCGGCCGUGCUGGCGCGACGUGGGAAAGGUCUGCUACUCCUGCACCACCGACCGUGACCCGGAACGGCUCGGGCUCCGACCUAGCAAACUUCUUGGUCCACGGUGGGGACUCCACGGCGUGAGACCUCUCGGCGCGAGAGGUCGAUCGGCACACUCUGGGCGACGGGGGCGGGUUGCUCGGCCACUUGGUGUGUCGGACGGCAAGCCCACGCGGACCACGGCAGGGGAUUGGACCGCAAGGGUGUGGGGGGGUAAGAGGGGGACCUCCUUGGUGGGACAGGCUGUAGACUAGGAACAUUCCUCACGUAUGUUUGCUGCGUAAGAUGUAGGAGGUGUUUUUUAGGGAAAGUUGCCAAAUCACUUUUUUUUUCCCGAAGGACUUGGGUUUUGCUGGACGGGAAUAUUUAGUUUUCCACGCACGAAUUUCAUUUUAUAGGACCGAAAU